UCCCCAACAACAGCGGCAAAAGGUUCGCGUUUCUACCGCUAUCUUACGUACUGUUCCUCGCACUCAAAUCUCCAUUAAAAGUCCGCCUUUCUCGCCCUGACACAUUUGCGGGCGCAAUAUGAAGCGCUCCGUACCAAGAAGACGACAUAUUAAGCGUUGAACCGUGGGCACGGAACGGCAUUUACCAGGCGCUUCGGUGCUAUUUGUAAUUAUUUGUGUCCCGGAAAGUGAUUUCGCUUCCCCCCCCCUUCUCUGCCUCUCCCUGCCCGACUUUGCAUUCAAGAUUGCCAGUAGAUGAUGCGAAAACCACAGAGGAAAAUGAGAAAUAGCUGUGGAGGUCGUCGUUCUCCAUCUCCCUAUGGUCUUAAAUGCUCUCCAAGCAGAGAAACAUUAACGUACGCUCAAGCACAACGAAUGGUUGAGGUGGACAUUGAUGGGAGACUGCACAGAAUUAGCAUAUUUGAUACUUUAAAGAUUAUCACAGAGGAUGACUUGACUGCUCAAGAAAUUACAGAAUGUAAUAGUAACAAAGAAAACAGUGAGCAACCUCUCUUUCCUUCAAACUCAAAAAAAACAGUUUGCAAAGACAAAAGGAAAGAGUCAGCCUCUAAACAUGCAGCUGGGGCACCUAUUGAAUUACCUCAACCUUCUUUUAGAAUUAUUGAUUAUAAUCCUCCUGAUGCUCCACCCCUAUCAUCAGCAUAUUACAGAUACAUUGAAAAAUCAGUGGAAGAACUGGAUGGUGAGGUUGAGUACGAUAUGGAUGAGGAGGAUUAUGCAUGGCUAGAAAUGAUCAAUGAAAAGCGCAAAAAUGAUGUGAUUGGUAUAGUGUCCCAAGAGACAUUUGAGUGCCUCAUGGAUAAAUUGGAAAAAGAAUCUUAUUUUGAAAGUCGGAAUAAAGGUGACCCCCAAUCUCUAAUUGACGAAGAUGCAGUUUGUUGUAUUUGUAUGGAUGGUGAGUGUCAGAAUAGCAAUGUGAUCUUAUUUUGUGAUAUCUGCAAUCUUGCUGUACAUCAGGAGUGCUACGGAGUACCAUAUAUUCCAGAAGGACAAUGGCUUUGUCGCUGCUGCCUGCAAUCUCCUUCUAGGCCUGUUGAUUGCGCAUUGUGUCCAAAUAAUGGUGGUGCUUUUAAACAGACAGAUGAUGGCCGAUGGGCCCAUGUAGUUUGUGCUCUGUGGAUACCAGAGGUUUGUUUUGCUAAUACUGUAUUCUUGGAGCCAAUAGACAGCAUAGAGAAUAUCCCUUCUGCGCGAUGGAAAUUAAUAUGUUAUAUUUGCAAGCAGAAAGGUGCUGGAGCAUCUAUUCAGUGUCACAAAGCUAAUUGCUAUACGGCAUUCCAUGUGACUUGUGCUCAAAGGACUGGUUUGUACAUGAAAAUGGAACCAGUACGAGAAACAAGUGCGAAUGGGACGACUUUCAGUGUCCGGAAAACUGCAUAUUGUGAUGUCCACUCUCCACCAGGGUCAGUGAAAAAUAUUCUUGAAUUGGGUGAUAAUGAGAUUGAGGAAGUGGAGGAGGACCAGGAAAAAGAUAUUGUUGAUGGUGACAGCCCGAGGAAAAUAUCACCUAAAAAGACCAAAGUCAAAUCUAAACAGAAAGCUAAAAAAAUUAGAAAUUUUCUUGAAGAACGACGUGCAGCGGUACCAGUUGUAACUGUGCCACAGAUACCAACUCACAGGUUGAAUAAAAUCUGCAGUCGGUUAUCAAUUCAGAGGAAGACCCAGUUCAUGCAAAGGUUGCAUAAUUAUUGGAUGUUAAAACGACAGUCACGGAAUGGUGUUCCUCUGCUGCGGCGCUUGCACUCUCAUCUGCAGACUCAAAAAAAUGCAGAACAGAAGGAACAAGAUGAAAAAAACAGUGCCGUAAAAGAACAGUUGAAGUACUGGCAGAAACUGCGCCAUGAUUUGGAAAGGGCUCGUCUGCUUGUUGAAUUGAUUCGCAAAAGAGAGAAGCUUAAAAGGGAAGAGGUCAAAGUUCAACAAGUUGCCUUGGAAUUGCAACUUACACCAUUUAUUGUGUUUUUAAGACAAAUUUUGGAUCAACUUCAGGAAAGAGAUCAAGCAAAUAUAUUUGCGCAACCUGUAAGCCUCAAAGAGGUUCCAGAUUAUUUAGAGUUUAUUACGCAUCCUAUGGACUUUUCUACCAUGAGAAAAAAACUAGAAACCCACUGUUACAAAACCCUUGAUGAGUUUGAAACAGAUUUUAAUCUGGUCAUAAACAACUGUUUGAAGUAUAACGCUAAGGAAACGAUAUUCUAUCGGGCUGCAGUGAGAUUGAGAGACAUAGGAGGUUCCAUACUAAGGUGUGCUCGACGCCAAGCUGAAAACAUCGGGUAUGACUAUGAAACUGGAAUGCAUCUACCUGAAUCACCAAACCUGGCAAACUUCUACCGUUUCUCCUGGGAGGAUGUGGAUAAUAUGCUGAUACCAGAAAACAGAGCCCAUCUCUCAUUGGAGGACCAGCUCAAAGAGUUGCUUGAUAAAUUGGAUAUAACAUGUACCAUGAAGUCAAGUGGAGCUAGAUCAAAGCGUGUAAGAUUAUUGAGGAGAGAAAUCAACAGCAUCAGGCAGAAACUAGCACAACAGCAGCAUCUGCAUAAUGGUAACUACUCUGAAUUGUCAAAGGAUGAUACUGGAAAACCAGUGGUUGAAAGCCAUGAAGAUAGCGCUGAGAGAGAGGACUCAAAAUCUUCACUUCCACCUACAUUAGAACCUACUGGACCUGCACCUUCACCCUCAGACUCUGAAACUCACACAGAUCCACCUACCCUCAAGCCUGUGAGUGAGAGCAGGGCACACAGCAGACUGCACAAGCGGAUUAAAUCUGACAGUGAUGUCCUCAACAGAAAAGCACUACAAAAGGAAACCCUUGGCUCGCAUACUCUUCAGCGUCUGCUCAGUGACAGUGGUGUAAAUGGUCUGGCUCUCCCUAGCUCGGACACAACAGCUCAGUCAGUCAAUGAAGUGGGAAGGCGUACAUCCGUUCUCUUUAGGAAGGCCAAAAAUGGCAUGAAAUCACAGAAGGGCUCUGGCCAGCCAGUGGAGAAUGGAGACAGCCAGCAUCAAACAGAGCAGUUGCCACUGAAUGCUUCACCAGGGACACUGUCAAAACUACAGAGUCGCCGUCAGUCAAGGAAACGACCUCAAAGUUUGAGUUGUAGCUCUGACAGCGAAAGUGAGAAAUCUUGUACACCUGCAGAGCUAGGGCUUUCAAAUGGCUUUGGAAAACACUCCCAAUUAAAUGCAGAGAGCUACUCAGAUUCUGAGUGUAGUUCUAGUCUUGGAAGCAAUGGAGCAUUUGACAAUAACAGUGGCCUGUCUCCGCCCAAACGUAGUCGAGGGAAACCAGCUCUUGUUCGAGCACAUUAUCUUGACAAUGGCAAUGGGGAUGUGUCUUGUGGAGAUUUCAGUGCAUCAGGGAGAGGCGUCUGGACACCCUUUGAGAAUGAUGCUAUUUUAGAGCCUCUGGAACUGGUUUGGGCCAAAUGCAGAGGAUACCCUUCUUAUCCAGCAUUGAUCAUUGAUCCUAAUAUGCCUCGAGAUGGGUUGUAUCACAAUGGUGUCCCAAUACCUGUACCUCCACUUGAUGUAGUAAAGCUAGGAGAACAAAUGCAUGCAGAAGCUGGAGAGAAACUUUACCUCGUAUUAUUUUUUGACAACAAAAGGACAUGGCAGUGGCUUCCCCGUUCAAAAUUGCUAGCUCUUGGCAUUGAUGAUACAGUUGACAAACUGAAAAUGAUGGAAGGGCGUAAAUCAAGUAUUCGAAAAUCUGUUCAAAUUGCUUAUGAUCGAGCAAUGAUCCAUUUGAGUAGAGUACGUGGAGAGCAUGGCUUUCUCACCUCAAACUACAUGUGACUGUUCUAAACAUAACCAAAGUUGCUGAAGGAGAUUGUAUGACGUGACAUCAGGCAUCAAAGACCUUAAUUUCUGCUCAUUGUAAAAAUUAAAUGUCCUUUCUUUAUUUUUUCAUACUUUUAAGCAGAUCAACACGCAGCCUCUGUCACUGCCAAUUCUUAAAUGGCCUUUCUUUGGCUUGUUUCUUGCCAUGUUUACUUCAUUUAAACAUAGAUCAUGCUUUAAAUUUACAAAUACAAAUCCUGUUCAUAGUGUUUAUAAUGCCUUUUGUGUGGAAGCCAAGGGGAAUAAAAACCAUGUAUAUAAUUGUAUUAUAUUGUUACACACUAAAUUAUUCAAGGCUGCAGAUCUGAAUCUUUAGCUUCUCUGUGAUGGUAAUGGGUUUUGUAUGCACACACUGUAAUUUAUUUGAGAAACAAUACCAUUUGACGUUUGAAAGUAUUUGUUCUGUUAAAAUGCAGUGGACUUGUGACCUGUGUAUACUGUGUAGUAAAAGUUUAAAACAUUUUUUAUUACAUUUUAUGAUUUUGGUUUUUAAUGUAUUCAGGCUAUUAUAUCAAUGAUGUUGACUUACUUAGGGACCUAAAAUUAGCUGCGUGUCCACUGUGAAACACAGGAUGUUCAUGUUGUAUUUAUUGUAGAAAGUAAGAUUAUUUGCUUUCUAGUAUUGUUUAUAAAAAGCUGUAAUGGUUGAGAAAAUUGAGAAUUGACUCUUGCAAAAUUGUACUUUUACCUCUAAUCUAUUACAAUCCAACUGUCUGAGGCUAUAUUUUCUCCUGAGAAUUAAAUGUGACAAACUAGAAAUUAACAGUUCUCAAUUUUAAUUACUAAGCUUCUUUUGUUAACUUACAGUUUCAAUAGCGUGGAGCUAGUUUCUUCAUUCCUGCUGAAAUGUAGUUGUUGUUAGCCAUAUCAUUGAACAUUCGUCGAAGCUCCAUGACAAAAUACGAUUUUCUCAAAAAAACUGUGUUAAUUCUUUUAUGCAAAAGCUGGGUCCUUUUCUGGCUGAAAUGGAAGUCAUUUCAUAAAUGAGGUAAGUACUUUAUGACCUUAAUUAGGACAGAAGUGCUUUCUGAAUUAAUUUUGAAUACCUAAACUGUUUGGACUAGAAUUUUCCAGGUUUCAUUUCCCCAGUUGGACAAUGCUUUAAAUUUUAUUUGUCUCUGACAAAUGGCUUCCAGAUAUGGCUGGGAGUGCAUGUAUUUCCAAUACAAGACAUAAUAACUGUAAUAGACAGGUUUGAUGGUCUAAUACCUCAGUUUCUUCCUACCAUCUUUCAUCUUCUCAAAAUUAGAAUAUUUCCAGAACUAUUUCCUGCACCAACACUUAAAGUGGAUAUUAAUUUUCUGUUUUAUUGUUGAAUAUAAUCAACAGGAUAUGAACUUCGAGUUAAAGUUUAAACAUGAUUUAAAUAACAUUCAGCUCAUCGUUUCAAGCAACAGGCGUGAAACAGUUGCUCACUAUAAUUUAAGCCAACCAAAGUUUAUUG
This is a messenger RNA of Stegostoma tigrinum, 5344 nucleotides long. Its product is annotated as bromodomain and PHD finger-containing protein 3-like. NCBI's taxonomy places the organism in Eukaryota, Metazoa, Chordata, Chondrichthyes, Orectolobiformes, Stegostomatidae. The record is from RefSeq and is a predicted model, not a curated record. The coding region runs from base 295 to 3855 and encodes 1186 amino acids. Gene Ontology annotation, molecular function: protein binding. Gene Ontology annotation, biological process: regulation of transcription by RNA polymerase II. The transcript is spliced from 13 exons. Gene Ontology annotation, cellular component: MOZ/MORF histone acetyltransferase complex.